UGUUGAGGUGGUCGCUCGUUACGCUAGUCCUUCCCAUUUUCAUUUUUGUAUCUGAAAUUGUUGCAUCCAUAGUGAAGUGUAUACACUUGUCCCUUUGCAUUUAGUACUGUUCCAGUUUUCAAACCCCACAUGUAUUUCCAGCACUGCUGAUUUUAGUGAGGAAAUGCUGCUGAAAACUACUCCUGCAUACUCUUUACUUUGAGUUGUAUGGACUUAGUUCCUCAAGAGUAAAAGUUACAACCUCUUAAAGAUAAACUUAGUAGAUUUAGUGUACAUUCUGCUUUAUUAGGCACUAAUAGUAAUAGGAAUGGAAGAAAAUGCAAAGGGAGGAGAUGGGUGGGGGAGGGGUGGUGAUAAUAGGCCUACAAAGAAAGGAAAAGGAGGGGAAUAUAAGAAGAUGUCAAUGGAAAAUAAGAAAUGUAGACUAGUAGAAUGAAAAGAUGGGAUGGAAAGAAGAAGAAUAAGUAGUAGGUCAAACCUCUUUUUCAAAGCUCAUCAUGUCUUAUACUGUUGUGGUGAUAAUGGCUGGAAUUUCUAUGUCUAUAUCUCAACAGGUCUCAAGGCAAAACAUGGUUGAGGUUCAAUGAUGAAAAAGAAAAGGAUCUUCAUAUUUGACAUGAUUCACAGGAAGUAAUAUGGCAUCCAAAUCAGCGGGCUUUUUGCCGCCUGGGCAGUCUGCUUCAUCAUCAGAGCAGACUGCCGAUGUCUUGAAGAGGCGUUUGGCAACGGCAGAAGAAGACACUCAGCAAUUGAUGCAACAGCUGGAAGAAAUGGGAUUCAAUACAAAAAGUGAUAAAGAUAGAUAUUCAGACCCAAAUGAUGGUAAAAAAUCUAAAAGUGGUUUGUCUAGCAAAGAUGUUAGUGAAAGUGCAUCAUUAUCUACAAAGUACAAAACGUCUCUGACAACAGAAUCUUCAUCUGGGCAGCAAAGAAACAGUCGAAAUCUCAGUGGGUCUGACAAAAGCUCAGGCAGCAAAAGUGCGAAACAUAGACCUAUUACACCUCUGUCUCUGAAAGGACUAGUUCCAGGGGCCUUUGAGGACUCAGAGUCAAAGAUGUAUGAAAAUUACGUCAUGAAACCGCCUCUAGCAAAGUCAACUGACAAUGGCAGUAAAAUUAGGCACAGAACAGAAGGAGCUGAUGGGAAGGUAUCUGCUGGGAGACAGGAGCUGGAACAAGAACUUAUUCGCAUGAAGCGUGUAGUAUCUCAACUACAAGAAGACUUGCAAUAUGAAACAGAGGGGAAGCAAAAAGCAAAGGAUGAGGUGGAAAAAAUGAAAUCAGCUGUAGAGGAAAUUUCAACCGCAAAAGCUGAGAUUGAGAUGAAGGUGGAAGAGCUGUCAUCCUCCAAACAGAAGUUGUCUCGACGUCUGAACGAGCUGAAGGAGGAGGCUUCGAGAGAGUCCAGUCUGCGUGCCAGUUUAGAGGAAUCUCACGCCACGUUGCUCACGAGGCUCCACGAUAUGGAGGCUGUCAUAGAAAAUCUACAGGGUGAAUGCAAGACACACUCAUCUAGCUCUUCUGGGCUGAAGGCUGAGAUGAUGAAACUGAAGGAAGAUCUCUCGAACGAGACCUCCAGGAGGCAGAGAUCAGAGGACAAUUAUCACAUUGUUAUCACAGAGAAAGACAAACUGAUGAUCAACGCCACCAGUCUGCAGACAGACAACCACCGAGCCUCCCAGGAGCUGAACAGGCUCCAGGCUCAGUACACUGACCUCAUCCGACAGCUGGAGCAGACGCAGACCAUAGUGGAUACGCUAUCGGCGAGUAAGAAAAGUCUGGAGGAGGAGAACGGUACGCUCCAAAGUCGUGUUCGCAGUCUGAGUGAUGAAUUUGAAAAACUGAAGAAACUUCAGGAAGAAACGAAAGAGUCUGAAACAAGGCUGGCAGCAGAGAAGAAUUCCCUCGAGGAAGACUUUUGCAGUACCCGGUCGGAGAAGGAGAAGUUUUCCUCGGAACUCCGAGAAAAGAAAAGAAAAAUGGAUUCUCUGGAGCACGAGCUGCGCACGACAAAGCAGAGCCUGAACCAGAAGAACCAGGAGUUCUCUGCGGCGGCCGACGGGCUGGAGGUGGAGUUAGCCACGCUCAAGUCUCAGCUGGAGGCCAUGGAGGGAGAGAAACAGCUGGUGCUGCGGGACAAGGAGAGUCUCCUGGAGGAGGGGCCCGUCGUUGUGUCUUUGGACAAACUGAUGAUCAACGCCACCAGUCUGCAGACAGACAACCACCGAGCCUCCCAGGAGCUGAACAGGCUCCAGGCUCAGUACACCGACCUCAUCAGGCAGCUGGAGCAGACGCAGACCAUAGUGGAUACGCUAUCGGCGAGUAAGAAAAGUCUGGAGGAGGAGAACGGUACGCUCCAAAGUCGUGUUCGCAGUCUGAGUGAUGAAUUUGAGAAACUGAAGAAACUUCAGGAAGAAACGAAAGAGUCUGAAACAAGGCUGGCAGCAGAGAAGAAUUCACUCGAGGAAGACUUUUGCAGUACCCGGUCGGAGAAGGAGAAGUUUUCCUCGGAACUCCGAGAAAAGAAAAGAAAAAUGGAUUCUCUGGAGCAUGAGCUGCGCACGACAAAGCAGAGCCUGAACCAGAAGAACCAGGAGUUCUCUGCGGCGGCCGACGGGCUGGAGGUGGAGUUGGCGACGCUCAAGUCUCAGCUGGAGGCCAUGGAGGGAGAGAAACAGCUGGUGCUGCGGGACAAGGAGAGUCUCCUGGAGGAGGUCAAUCAGACGGUGGACACUUUGAUGUCGGAGCGGUCGCGUCUGCAAACCGAGCUCCAGGCCAGCUGCGUCGAGGCGGAGUCGCUGCGAGCAACGUGCUCUCGUCUGGAACAAGACAAGGCCCAGCUGCUUGAGAGGCUAGGAGGUCUGCAGCAUCAGCAGACCACGCAGCGCAAGGUGGAGGAAACUCUCAACGAAAUGAUGGAGCAGAAAAACCGUCUGGCCUACGAGAACGGCAAGCUGCAGUCGACCAUUAACCAGCUGCGGCAGGACUUCGAUGAGGUGUCGCGAGAGCAAGGGGACAUCUCCCAGCUGCGAAGUCUCAGUCAGAGCUUGCAGGCCAAGUAUACGAAGGUGGAGGAUAUGGAGAGGAAGGACCUUGACAUGAGAGCAGCCAUCGAGAAGAGAGAGGAGGCGGAGAGAGAGAUGAGUAAAGUCAUGGGCCAGUUGGAGAUGUUGGAGGGAAGACAGAUGUAUAAGGUGAAUCACUAUGAGAAGAACAUGGAGGAGGCCAAGAGUGUGAACAAAGAAAUUGCCAGCACGCUUGAAGCAGUCAUGACCUCACACUCCCAGCUGCAGGUGAUUGUGGAGAAUCUUCAGGAGCAAAGAACAGGAUGAGCUGAGGCAGGAGCUGAAGGUUUUCGAGGAGAGGAUGGAUGGUUUGAAAGCAGAGCUGAAGAAGGAGAAGGAGAAAUCAAGCAGGAAAGCAGCUAAGGAAGUCUCCGAGGUGCGCAAACAGAGCGACAGUCUGUCGUGCCGGAACCAGGAGCUGGUCAAGAUCAACACGGAGCUGCGGCAGCGUCUUGGGGACAUGGAGAAGGAGAGGGAGGAGCUCAAGGGGAAGCUGUCGGGACAGCGGCACAAGAUGGAGUAUCUGCACAAGGCCAAGAAACAGCUGGAGGAUAACCUGAACAAGAUGAAGGCUGUGAGAGAGGACAUUGAAGAACUGGAGCGGAUGAGAGAUGAAUACAUGCAGAAAAACAGGGAUCAGGGUGACACCAUCAGCAAGUUCAUCAAUCAGAUUUCUUCUCUGCAAGACGAGAUGCGGCAACUGGCCCAGGCUCACACAAACGCCCAGCAGCUGUUGAAAUUGAAGGAGGAUGCGUUAGAGAAAGAGAGACGGAUCAGGGAUGAAAUGAAGAAAAAGUUCACGGAGAGUAAAAGGAAAGAAAUGGAACAGUUGAAGAAGUCUCAUAGCUCGGAUGAAAAGUUGCAAGAAGUUCACUCGGAGUCUUUGGAGGCACGUGCAGGCAAAGCUGGAGAGGGAAAACUUGGACCAGAGAAAAUCUCUGGAGGAGGAGCGGUCAAAAGCGCAGGACGCAGCAGAAAGAGCCAAGGAAAUGAUACAGACAAGCCGUCAGACAAUCAGCCGGCUGGCAGACUACGCAGAGAUGGCAGACGUGGACACAAAGCAGCAGCUGGCCCAGCUCAGGGCGGGGCUCCAGACACCGCUGGCCUCAAG
This is a messenger RNA of Aplysia californica (California sea hare), 4176 nucleotides long. RefSeq names its product coiled-coil domain-containing protein 150. Lineage: Eukaryota; Metazoa; Mollusca; Gastropoda; Aplysiida; Aplysiidae. The record is from RefSeq and is a predicted model, not a curated record.